Messenger RNA from Rhagoletis pomonella (apple maggot), 2819 nucleotides. RefSeq names its product glutamate-gated chloride channel (gene GluClalpha). Lineage: Eukaryota; Metazoa; Arthropoda; Insecta; Diptera; Tephritidae. Gene Ontology annotation, biological process: nervous system process; chloride transmembrane transport; chemical synaptic transmission. Gene Ontology annotation, molecular function: extracellular ligand-gated monoatomic ion channel activity; chloride channel activity; neurotransmitter receptor activity. Bases 352 to 1533 code for a protein of 393 amino acids. The transcript is spliced from 9 exons. Gene Ontology annotation, cellular component: membrane; synapse; neuron projection. The record is from RefSeq and is a predicted model, not a curated record.
UGCAAAAGAAAAAUUUAAAUCUCUUACGCAAAAUUUCCGCAAAUAAAUUAAAUUCGUUUUUUAACUAUUUAAAUAGCACACCAUUCGUACAAUUUAAAAAAGAGGAAAUUUGGAAUAUUGCGAAAUUUUUGAAACGAAAUUCGUAGAACCCAUCAGUCUCAUUGAAAAUAAAUAUUCACCAAGAAAAAUGCAAAAUUUGCAAUCGAUCCAUUUCACCCUGGCAAAUUAUCCGGAACAAAAAUAAUUUAAUUCAAAACGAGCGCAUUAGAUAAUCAGUUAAUCCAUCGUAGCUUAGUUAUACAUACCUACAUAAUCAUUAUUUAGAAAUCACAAAUUUAAAAUAAACUUUUCAUGUUUUCGACGAAUUGUACUAAUCGACAUUUUUGUGUGGGUGUGCAGGAGUACAGCGUGCAGUUGACAUUCCGCGAACAGUGGACAGACGAGCGGCUGAAAUUCGAUGACAUACAAGGUCGCCUCAAGUACCUAACAUUGACUGAAGCAAAUCGUGUGUGGAUGCCCGAUUUGUUCUUUUCCAAUGAGAAAGAGGGCCAUUUCCACAACAUAAUCAUGCCAAAUGUCUACAUACGCAUCUUUCCGAAUGGCUCUGUGCUGUAUAGUAUUCGUAUAUCAUUAACGCUCGCAUGUCCCAUGAAUCUGAAAUUAUAUCCAUUGGAUCGACAAAUAUGCUCACUAAGGAUGGCAAGUUAUGGUUGGACAACAAAUGAUUUGGUCUUCCUGUGGAAGGAGGGCGAUCCUGUGCAAGUGGUUAAGAAUUUACACCUACCUCGCUUUACACUUGAAAAAUUCUUGACUGAUUACUGUAACAGUAAAACCAAUACGGGUGAAUACAGUUGCCUCAAAGUCGAUCUACUAUUCAAGCGAGAAUUCUCAUAUUACUUAAUCCAAAUUUAUAUCCCAUGCUGUAUGUUGGUCAUUGUCUCAUGGGUGUCAUUCUGGCUUGAUCAAGGCGCCGUACCAGCACGUGUGUCAUUGGGUGUCACCACCCUACUGACCAUGGCCACACAAACGUCUGGCAUAAAUGCCUCACUGCCGCCAGUCUCCUAUACGAAAGCGAUCGACGUUUGGACUGGCGUCUGUUUGACGUUCGUCUUUGGGGCGUUGCUCGAAUUUGCGCUGGUGAACUAUGCCUCCCGUUCAGGUUUGAAUAAAGCUAACAUGCACAAGGAGAAUAUGAAAAAGAAACGUCGCGAUUUGGAGCAGGCCAGCUUAGAUGCUGCUUCAGAUCUGCUCGACACAGACAGUAAUGCAACAUUCGCAAUGAAGCCGCUGGUGCGUCAUCCCGGCGAUCCAAUGGCCCUGGAGAAGCUGCGCCAAUGCGAGGUGCAUAUGCAGGCGCCCAAACGUCCAAACUGCUGUAAGACAUGGCUAUCAAAGUUUCCUACAAGACAAUGUUCUAGAUCGAAGAGGAUCGAUGUUAUAUCACGAAUAACGUUCCCGCUGGUAUUUGCGUUAUUCAAUCUGGUCUACUGGAGCACUUAUCUCUUCAGGGAAGAGGAGGAUGAGACCUUCUAAAGGCGAUCGGAUUGUGAUGUUGAAAUCAAUGAAAGCAAAGUGCAGAAAACUAGGAAUAAGCAGCUAUGUAGAAUCCAAAAAUCAAAAAAAAAUAUAUAUAUAUAAAAAUCAUGAAAAUAAAAAAAGCAUUACGCGCGCAAUAGAAGAAAGUAAAAAAAAUUUAAAGCAGCAUGCAAAGAAUAAACACAAACAAUUCACACAACAACGUCGAAUCUGGGUUCGCAAAUAUCGGUAAUGGCGAGAAGGUUAGAAACAAUAAUUCAUAAUUAUAAAAUUAGUAAAAUAUUAUAAAAUAAGUAAGUAUAAGAAAAAUUAAUUAGCUAUAAAUUAGAUAUACGAAUGAAGCACUUAAAACACUUACAUACAUACAUACACAUAAUCAGGUGUGUGCAAGUGCCAUGCAGUCAAGAAGUUCAAUAACCACACAUGUGAACAUACGAACAGACAAAUACAUAUGUAUGGAUAUUAGGGUGCCUCACCAUAAAAAAAAACUAUGUGGUUUUUCCACCGGAAUUAUAAAAUUUAUUAUAUUUUAAGAUUAUCGCCAAAAUACUGCGGAUAAGUAUUAAGAUUUACUUGAGCUGGACCAAUUUGAGAUUCUCAUUACAUAUUUUGAUUCGGUUGACAAAAUUUUUCAACAUUUUUGUGCAGUCCUACUAAGCUUAAAUUCUUCUAUCAUCUGAAUUAAAACAAAAAAAAUGUUUAACUACUUCUUUAAAAAAUAAAAAAACAAAUUUUUGUAGAUAUUUUCAACUUGGUCCAGUUCGCUUGAGUCUGAAUAUUUUUCUAAAAUAAUUUGCCAGAAGUCUUAAAAUCUACGAUUUUAUAAUUCCGAUGGAAAAAGAGUACCGAUUUUUUUUGUGCAGAUUGUUGCACCCUAAUGUGCAUGUGAUGCCCGUUACACACGAACUUAGGUACAUACAUACAAACAAAGGUUUAUGUUCGUUUAUGUUUGUUAAAAUACUUUUUUUUCAUUUGUAGGUUAAAUUAAUGUUUGUAAAAUACAUAUUUACGCUUAAAAUUAAAAUCUAGUAUUAAGUCAUUUCAUGUUACUCAUUGUUAUUUAUGUCAAAAUAGGAAAUUUUUUUAAUCGCGAAGGAUAUUAAUAAAAAAAAAAAAGAACUGCCAGUUGUCAAAAUAUCAAAUUCCCGCAGUGCUCACUAGCUUGACGUCACUCACCUGCUCUACAGCGCCAACCUACGGUGGCUUCGUUGCCCCAGUAGCACUGUGGACAACGCUCCUAGUGUUAUAUACAUACAUAUACAAAUAGGUAAUUUGUGCCACUG